CAGCAUCAUGGCGUUUGAGGGUGGGGGGCGGAGCUGUGGUGUUCAUGAACUCAUCUGUGCUAGAAGAGCAGCAAGCUUUCAGUGGAGAGCCCGAGAAGUGAUCUGCCACGUUUUGAAAGUUUUGACAAGAGCUUGCAAGUCAAUUAGCAGAAGCACACCAAAGACACAAAGCAAUGGCUUUUUUCAAGAGCUUCCAACAGAACCUCCCUUCUGUCAGUUCCCUCCUGGACUCCGUCUCAAACACCGUCUCGACUGCUGUGGAUGAUCUGUCCACUGCGGUCAGUGAUGUCACAUACACUGUCAGUGACCAACUAACAGAGCAGGUCAAUACAAUUAUCAACAAAGUACAGACAGAAGAGGAUGGAAAAUCCGGUAAGGAUGCUGAAGGCUCUUCGGAUGAUGUCCAAAAGGAUAGGAAGCUAAAACGGCAGGAUACGGAAGCAGAUGCUGAUGGUGAAAGUCGGAGAAGCCGAAAAUCAAAAAAGAACUCCAUGUGGACUAUUGAAGUAGAUGAAGCGGAAAUCCAGAGAGAGAAAGAAAGACAGGAGGAAGCAAGGAGAGCUGAGGAGGAGGAGUGGGAGUGGUGUUAUGCACCCUCCAAAGGUUGGUAUCGUAAAAGGAAAGACCCAAACCAGCCAUCUCAGACCUCAGACAACCAAACAAGCAACACUGAGCAAGAAUCAAAAGAGGUAGGGACUUUAGAAGAGAGUACCUCUUUGUCAGGCAAACACAAGAAAGAAGGUGACCACCACAAGGAAAACGCUAACGGAGUGCACACAAGUAAUAGUCAGGAAGAGCAGGAUUCUCAGGAAAUGUCUGGUGAUCCUGACACAUCUACAUCCAAUAUUGACAGAAAUGGAGAGAACUGUAGUGAAAAAAUUGAAGAAGAUGAAGACGAGGUGUCACAUGAAGAAGGUAAAACACAAAAGAAGAAAGGUAAAGUUUUUAGUGAUGAAGAACAGGAGGAAGCCGUUCAGGAUUCAAAGAAUUCAAAGGCAAAAUCAAAGGCAAAAAAGAAUAAAGAAUGUAAAGAUGGGGGCUGUGCAGAAAAAGGAUCAGAAAGUGAAGAUGAAACACAGAAAAAACACAAAGACUCUCAUCAGCAGAGGAGUGGAUGGAGAAACAGGGAUGAAGAGAAUGAAGAUUGCAGCAGUGAGGCCUCGGCUGAGCUGGUUAAAAGAAAAAAAGGUUCAAGUUCUUUGAAUGAACUUCAGCCUCCGCCAUAUCGGGACAAAGAUGAUGUAAAGCGUGGUUCAAGGGGCCGCAGUGACUCUGCAGAGGGUAGUGGAAGUGAGAUCAGUGAGGGGACUGAAGACCCUGAGGACACAGAGAGUUACCUGAAUAAGGGCUAUGAAGAGGACGCACCCAGCGACAGCACUGCUGUUUUGGGCCCGGAGGAUAGCUUAAUCCCACCCCUUCCAGAAUCAUACGAACCAGAGGCACUGGGGAAAUACGGCACAUUGGAUGUGGCAUUCGAAUAUGACCCUGGCGAGCAACGGCUUGCGGUGACGGUGACUGCUGCCACAGAUAUUCCAACACUUAAAAGCACAGGGAACAUUUCCUGGCAGGUCCACCUGGUUCUACUGCCCACCAAGAAGCAGAGGGCCAAGACAGGAGUUCAAAAGGGCCCCUGUCCUGUUUUUACAGAAACAUUCCGGUUCUCAUGUGUAGAGGAGGAUGCACUGGGGGAUUAUGCUGUCCGGUUCCGUCUCUACAGUGUGCGGCGCAUGAAGAAAGAGAAGGUCCUUGGGGAGAAGGUGUUCUAUUUAACCAAACUCAAUCUGCAGGGCAAGCUUGCACUGCCCGUCACGCUGGAGCCAGGCACAUCAGUUCCUGGCUGCGGAUCAGUGGUGAGUGUCUCUCGUAGUGCAGGAGCUCUAUCCUGCCGCUCCACUGGUGAAUCCUCCAUUCCGGAGCUUCUGCUGGGUCUCCUCUACAACUCCACCACAGGAAGACUGUCCGCCGAGGUUAUUAAAGGCAGCCAUUUUAAAAACUCUGCCUCUGAUAAACUGCCCAACACUUAUGUGAAGCUUACAAUGCUGGACUCCAAAGGGAAGGAGAUGUCUAAAUGUAAGACCUCUGUCUGCCGUGGCCAGCCCAACCCAACCUACAAAGAGACAUUUGUCUUCCAGGUGGCACUUUUUCAGCUAUCUGAGGUCACCCUCCAGGUAUCUGUGUACAGUCGCCGGAGUAGCAUGAAGAGGAGAGAGCGGGUAGGUUGGGUCGCUCUGGGCCUCAACAGCACCACAGAGGAGCAAGAGGAGCACUGGACUCAAAUGAAGGAGUCAGAGGGUCAGCAAGUCUGCCAUUGGCACACACUCAUCGAUUCCUAGGGGAAGCAGUUUAAAAAUGUGGUUUUACAAAUUUGAGUAAGAGUUACUGCUAAGUUUCAAGGUGUGUCCUAAUUUACUGACUCAUGUCACUCCAGAGUCAUUUGAAAUUUAGAGUGGCAUGAGGGUGAGUAAAUGGCUAUUGGCUAUUCUAAAACUGGGUUUAAAGUUAGUCUCUGUACUGAAAUUUGGGCAGGUAAGGGCAAAACAAAUCCCUUGUUCACUCUCAAUACUGCGGCCAUAAAUUUGCUUAGCACUUUUAAAACAAUAAGGAUUGUAGUAUAUAAUUAAAUAUGGGUGUUGAAAUGUUGACAAACUAAAAUCUUACAUCUAAUUAGUGUGGGGAAAUGUUAGCGUUAUGUGUUCCAACCCUCAAAGCCCCAGAGUUUGUUUCAUUCUGAAGGGCUCAUCCCUUAUGCCAGGGGUCAGGGGCAGUGUCAGGCAGGGUUUAGCUUCAAGCCCAGUCAAAAACCAUUCAUUAAUUUUUCUUCGGCUUAGUCCCUUUAUUCACCAGGGGGACCAAAGCGGAAUGAAC
Danio rerio (zebrafish) is the source of this 2865-nucleotide messenger RNA. NCBI's taxonomy places the organism in Eukaryota, Metazoa, Chordata, Actinopteri, Cypriniformes, Danionidae. The record is from RefSeq and is a predicted model, not a curated record.